Coregonus sp. 'balchen' is the source of this 3906-nucleotide messenger RNA. The record is from the annotation of a GenBank genome assembly. NCBI's taxonomy places the organism in Eukaryota, Metazoa, Chordata, Actinopteri, Salmoniformes, Salmonidae.
AUGGAACACGAGAUUGAUUUUCAAGAACACCUGGACAAACUGGUUAUCUCAGAGCCAACCGAUCCUAUUAUAAAGUGUAUUAUUAAUGAUAAUCUGGAGAGGCUGAAGAAAUUGAUUAGAGGCAAGGACAUCAAUGCGUUGUACCCUUGUGUUGAGUUAAAAGAUGAAGUAAACCCUUUAAUUGCUGCUGUUGCAUUUGCAAAUCAGGAGAUUUGUACAUUUCUUCUGGGAAAAGGUGCUAACCCCAACAAACCAUCAGCAAAAUCUUUAGCACCACUGCAUUAUGCUGGACUUCACAAAGUUCCAGUGAAUAUAGUGACAACAUUACUGGAAGCAAAUGCAGAUCCAAAUGGACUAGAAGACAUAGGACUACCUGUUAAACCAAAGUUCUCUCCACUUCAAUUAGCACAUACGAAUGAAGAUAUUGUGAAGGAGUUGCUCAAAUCUGGAGCGUUAAUGUGGCUAAAUCAUGGCGUCUAUCCUGCAAUUGAUCUGAAAUUGGCCACAAUAAUUGAAAACUUUGCUAAAGAGAGUGAGUUCUUUUCCAAAAUCAAGCUUUUUUUAGAUUUUGUACAAGCAUUAAAACAAACAGCGCCGACAGAUGUUUUCCAACUCUACGGAGUUCACUUACUAGAGGUGAACCCCCAAACCCACCUCACUAUGAUUGACAUGUGCUUUAGCAUUAAAGGUCCAAAUGAAGACGAAUACUUCCAGAAAGCCAUUAAAUGGUUGAACGACUCAAAUAUACUAGAUCACUAUGCUGAAGAUGUAAGCAGACGUCUGUCUACAAUUCCUCUGAAAUUUAAGGCAGGUGCAUUGAAAUCCUUAGAUAAUGUUGUUUGUGCCAUGAAGGAAAUACCUAAUGAGGUGUCACUUAUCCUAAUUCCUGAGUUAGUGAAACUGGUUUCCUGUAAAACAGAUGAUCUCAUGCCAUUGAUCGUUGUUAUACUCUACGGCAUCACACAGAAGACAAAAAACAAGGAUCGUUGGAGCAAGUCUGACCUUGAGAAAAUAUGCAAGCACAUUGUCCCAUGCACACAGAGAGAGGGUUAUCUCUCUGAAUUGAAGAUGUAUGCCUAUGCCUUGCUAGCAGAUCUUUACACAUUUAGUUGUGUUCCUGGUUACAUCAUCUGUCUGGGACUGUCUCCGGUCCCUGAAGAACUACUUAGCUGGGGAAGGAAUGAAAACCUGAAAGAAAAACUGAGAGAUCUAAACAUGUCCUUAAACAGACAAUAUUCAGUCUCCAACUCAGCAAGUGAAGAGUCAAAAGACAGUAAUUUGUCAGAAUCCAAGAAGAAGAAGAAGAAGAAGAAGAAGAAGAGGGGAGAGGCAGAAAACCAAGACACACCAAAAGAAGAGACAGGCACACAAGAAAAUAACACAUGUUUAGCCUUCAAUACUUCAUCUACUCCUGUUGAGGAAUCUGGCCUUGCUGGAAGUUCAAGUGUGGAGCCGUUCCACCCCACCACUGACACGCCACCAUUACAGCGCAAAUGGCACAAAGUCAGCAAGCGGUGGGAGACACAGUUAGAGAAGCUUGCCAACAUGGAUAGUAAAGUAUAUACAGUAGGAAACCUCACUCUAAUAGAUGAAGGAAAUUCCUUCCGCAUAGCAAAGGGAAGUGAUGGAACUGAGGUCUUCUUGGGCCUGAAGGAUGAUGGCACUGAAGUAGCCAUAAAGAGAAUGAUCAGGUCAAACUAUGAAAUUCUCAAGAAUGAAGAAGGAUUUUUACGUCUUCCAGCGCUUGACAGUACUUGUAUUGUGAGAUACAUGGACUUUGCGGAAGACCGUUUUUUUGGUUAUCUUGCUCUUCAGCUCUGUGAAUACACCCUGGAUGAAUACAUUAAUACAUACCUGUCAAAGGACGACACUCAUGCCCUGAUUAAAAUCACUCAAGAGGUGCUCUGCAGUUUAAGAGUCCUUCAUUGUCCAACUACCAAAGUCCUUCAUCGGGAUAUCAAACCUCAGAAUGUUUUGAUAGGUGAGCGAUUCUAUAGUAUUGCACAGUUAAGCCUUUCACUCCCACUAAAUCUAAUUUAUGUUUUUAUCAUUAUGUAUUAAAAGUCCAUAUGCAGUAUCUUAAAGUCAUUUUCUAGUACCUAUACUUAUGAAAAGCAUGCUAUUGUGAUAUUGUUUCUCCUUAACAGAUAUUAAAGGAAAUGCAAAAUUGGCAGAUUUUGGCAUAAGUCGCAGAUUGACAGUGGAUCAAACAACUCUAUACACAAUCCCUGCAGGAACAAAAUGCUGGAUGGCCAAGGAGACGUUAGACAAAAUAGGCUCUCGAUAUAAGCGGAGCGCUGAUAUACAGGUUGAGUAACAUGAAGAUAAAAUACAGAAAAUGUCCUGUUUGUCGAGCGAUGGACUGAAUGAUUAUUGUAAUUUCAGGUGGCCGGGAUGUUGGUCUACUACAUUCUUUCUGGUGGACACCACCCCUUUGAAGAUCCACUUGGUGAUGAACUUGAACAUAAUCGAAACAUAAUCAAGGGGACUUACACACUAGAACAUGUGUCAGAUGAGGUGGCAAAAGAUCUCAUUGAGUGGAUGAUCACUGAAGACCCUGAGAAGAGACCUACAGUGGAGGAGACCCUGGAUCAUCCCCUCUUCUGGAAACCACACAGGUGAAAAUCCGUAUAGUUGUCACUUGAAAAGUUGUUUUAUUAGUAUGGCACCCUGUAUAAUAGGUAAUAAUGAAAAUAAUAAUAAUAAACCACAUUUCAUACAUUGCACUCAACACACAAACUAAAGCUAAACAUUGGAAGAUAAGGACAAACAAUUAUAACACAAUGAUAAUACUGUACAUGCAUAAUGAACAUAGUUAAUAUUAUUCAGAUGUAUAGGAUGCUUUAUCUUGGGCAAAAGAUGAGACAAUGCUGAAGUAUAUGCAUUAAACUAUGAGUACACAAAGUACAUGUAUGUAUGACUAGACAUUUUCUACUGCACAUUGAUGUCUUUCAGGAGAGUUGAGUACUUGAGAACAGUUGGGAAUGAGGAGGAGGUCGGGAAGUAUCGUGAUGCUGACCCAGAGCUUCUAGAAGAUCUGAAACAAAGAGCUAUGGCAAAAACCUUCUGUCAGUGGAGAUCCAAGGUGAACCAGAUGUCAUUUUAUUUAAUAUACAUACCUGUACAUGUAUAUUAAAACAUGUAUACACUAACGCAAUAGAGUGGGAGUACCCUAUCCCCUGGCUGAGCUUGUAGAAGGCUCACAUACAUAGAGGCUGCAUAAUAUACAGAUAUUGUUUUAUGUUCACAGUUGCCGUCUGAUUUGAUGAAAAAGAUGGAUGGCAAAAAGCCCUACCCUGAGAACAUGUUGGGGUUACUACGCUUCAUACGCAACCUACAUGAGCACUAGUAAGUAAGACUCAUGUUUUUCCCAGUACUCAAAGUUUUCAGUCUCUUACCAUUGAAGGUGGCUGAGUGUUUGUUUCUCCUUCUGCAGCGCUGAGGAUUUAGAAUCUGUUGACCUGAUGAAGAUGUUCCCUGAUCUCUUUGGAUGCGUCUACAUGUUAGCCAAGAAACAGGGCUGGAAUUCAAGGCCUGGUCUGAAAAACAUGUUUCAGAGAGAUCUAAGCUCAUGAUUCUGAAAUGUAAACUAUAUGUAAUUUGGACUGAUGAAAUAUGAACUACUGUCAUACUUUUGACUCUUUGUAGGACAUUUUAUAUUCUAUAUUUUCACUGAUAGAUCUAAUAUCCAUAAUAUUUUUACAAAUCAAGAUCUUACAUGGUUAUAAACUGCAUAUUAUGGGAGUUCAUAUGAAAAUACUGUACACACAAAGCUUUGAUAUAAGGUAGCAAUUAACAUUUUCAAAUCAAAUCAAAUGUUAUUUGCCACAUGCACCGAAUACAACAGGUGUAGACAUUACAGUGAAAUGCUUACUUACAAGCCCUUAACCAACAAUGCAGUUUUUU